Molecule: messenger RNA, 258 nt
Organism: Haemonchus placei
Lineage: Eukaryota; Metazoa; Nematoda; Chromadorea; Rhabditida; Trichostrongylidae
Source: the annotation of a GenBank genome assembly
AUGGCGACCUGUACUUUCAAUGCACGAACACUUGCAUCGGAGGCGUGCAUCGAAGAUCUGAUGAUGCAAGCCAGGAAGAUCAAGUAUCACGUCAUCGGAGUGACCGAGACGAGAAGGCACCGCCUGUUGCAUGCCACUUUUAAAAUUGGGAGAAGGCAUCGCCCGCUGCACGCUGUACUUGAGACUGGAGAGGAACCGUUCCUUGGAACAUGCGACAGCAGAGGCGUCGGCGGUGUAGCUGUCCUCGUCCACACGUAA